GGAUAAAGCUCUGGGUGCCGCUUGCUCGACCACCCGGAGAAAUUCGUCAAAGAAAGACACAAUGGCGAGAGGGAGCCGGAGCCUGAGAAGAGUAGCUGAUUGCAUCAAAAAGUUACCUCUGACCGCCAGCCGAGAAAUACAGACCAAGAACAGCGUGAGAUACCUGUCGUCAUGUGGGAUCCUGAUGACUCGCGCUCCUUCACUGCUGGGCGCCGCCACGCCAGGGAUCCGCGCCGUGUUGCCCGCGCGGAGCUUCUUCAACCUGACCGACUCCUUCUCCAAGAGGAAGGAGUACUCGGAGAGACGCAUCAUCGGGUAUUCCAUGCAGGAGAUUUAUGACGUGGUGGCCGGAGUGGAAGAGUACCGCCACUUUGUCCCCUGGUGCAAGAAGUCUGAGGUGGUGUUCCAGCGAGCAGGAUUCUGCAAGGCCAAACUGGCCGUGGGCUUCCCGCCGGUGAUGGAGAACUACACCUCUCUAAUCACCUUGAUAUGCCCCCACCUAGUCAAGGCUUCCUGUUCAGAGGGCAGACUGUUCAACCACUUGGAGACGGUUUGGCGUUUCAGCCCCGGCCUCCAGGGAUAUCCCCGUACUUCCACUGUGGAUUUCUCCAUCUCUUUCGAGUUUCGCUCGCUCCUCCAUUCCCAUCUGGCUCACGUCUUCUUCGACGAGGUGGUGAAGCAGAUGGUCUCUGCGUUCAUGCGGCGCGCUGCGCUGGUUCACGGCGAAGAGACGGCCAUCCCCCAGGAGCUCAUGUUCCACAAAAUACACCAGACGUAGCGCGGAGGGAAGCCGGCGGGACGAGGGAAAUGCGAGAGGGCGAGGAGUGCCUUUCUUACACCAACGACCAAGUUUAUGCUCAAGUUUCAUGUCUACUUUAUUAUUUUUUUAAUUAUAUAUUUACAUAAAGGUGUAUAUAUAUAUAUAUAUAUAUAUAUAUAUAUAUAACUGAUGCACCAGCUUGUUCUCGCAGUGGUGCUAGAAACAAACUGCGAGAUGUUCCUCCUUCACUUUCUUUCCGUUAUCGGAGCUGUGGAUCAGGCUGGGUGCCUGUUGGUGAUACCAGAGUUCACAGGUCACACCCGUAGACGCCUCCGCCCCUUUUUUUGUUGUGUAUGUAAAGCUGCUUCGGGAAGACUCGUUACAAGCACAUCUUCCAAAGGUAGAUUUCAGGAUGUGUAGUCAGAAUGUCGUGCAUCGGCUGGCUCAGGAUGCCGUUAGAAGUCGAUUGGAGCCUUUUAGAAAGUUACUGAAGUCAGCAGUGUGGUGAUAAAGACUAUAUUCGCAGUAUUGCUAAAGUUAAAUGUUCCUCUUCUCUUUGUUAUAUAAGUUUAAUUUUUUUUUUUUUUAAAGCUCCAUACUAAAGACUCCGGUCUAACUACUGAGAAAGUAAUCUACGACAAAAAGAAGACAUUUCUGCAGAGGAGUUUAGUUUAAUUUUUAUCAGUGUGACAUUUGCCAAUUAGUAAUUGUUUAGUAUGUUUAAAAAAAAGUGGGGAAAAAUGUUUGUUUUAAAAGGAUCGAUACGCUCACCAGUCUACAACCUGAAGAUGGGUGAUGAAAUGUCACAAAGGGGAAAAGUCAGAUUGUAAUAUUUGGAAAAUGAGGAGAAAUCAAGGCCGUAAUGUAGUUGAAGUUGUAUUAUCUGUCGAUGGUCCUUAGUGUUCAUGUUCCACCGGUCAGGGUGAGGGCAGCAGGUCGUUUGCACCUCCGAACACCUCGAGAUGAGUUCAAUGCAACAGAAAAAAUCAAUGUUUAACUCAAUCUAUAGAACUGUGGUUAAUAUGGAGCAACAAGUCACCACGUUACUAUUAUUCUAAGAAUAAAGGGAGGGUCAAAGUAGUAAAUGUGCUGUAAACUAACCCAUCUUUUAUUUUGCUUUAUUAGGGAGCUUUCUUUUUCUUUCUCCAUGUUACACAUGCGGUGCUCUCGGUAUUGUUAAGGGAACAAUCCUGGACUCAAGAGUUCAACCUGAAAUAUACGGCAAAGUGUGCAAUAUCUUUAGUCCAUAAGGUGUUCUUUUUAAAAGCUAACAUGUUUAUCCAGUUUGUACGAAAAGGGGCUGAACUGGCUGGCAGCACCUUCACCUGUCAGUCAGGACAUAAGCUCCGCCCUGAAGCCUUCAGGUUGCACCUGUCUGACACACAGAUCAGAGUUCUAUUUUAUCAUGUUUGUGUAAAUACUGGUUUGUGUGCUGCUUGUAGAGAGUGUUUUUCAUGUGACGGGGAAAGGACUUGUUUU
Molecule: messenger RNA, 2239 nt
Organism: Pungitius pungitius (ninespine stickleback)
Lineage: Eukaryota; Metazoa; Chordata; Actinopteri; Perciformes; Gasterosteidae
Gene: coq10b
Product: coenzyme Q10B
Exons: 5
Coding region: 62-778 (238 amino acids)
Biological process (GO): cellular respiration; ubiquinone biosynthetic process
Cellular component (GO): mitochondrion
Molecular function (GO): ubiquinone binding
Source: RefSeq, a predicted model, not a curated record